CAGGACGAAUGGAGACAAGAAGGAACAAGUCUUGCUGCCACGAGCGGCAUUGAAAGUGCUGGAUGCAGCAGAAGAGUACCGCAAGGGGGUGGAAUAUUUCAACCGAGUGGUGGAGGUCGUGGAAAAGAUGGACAACUACGAGAUGAUGGUCUCAGGCCGGGUCCUACAAGAAAUUUUGGUCCAAGCAGGUCUCGCGGAGGCACAUCAUCGGCUGCGCACCUUCAAGGCUUCGGUGUCUCAGGAAGUCCAAGAGACCAGCAACACCGAAGACAGCUCAGUGGUGAGCUUUAAAGGCACUUUCCAGAAGCUGCUCCAAAAGGGCGUGAGCCCCGAAGACAUUCGCGCCGCCAUCGUCUCGCAGAAGGUUGAGCUGGUCCUGACGGCACAUCCCACUGAGGCACAGCGCAGGAGCGCCCUGAAGAAACACGAGCAGAUGUUGGAACACAUGAAGGUGCAUGACGCAAAGGACCAGCUGACACCAGGGCAACUGGAAGAACUGAAUGAUAACAUCAAGGCCAUACAGUGGAGCUGUUGGCGGACCAACACCGUGCGCCGCACCCGGCCCACGCCUGAGGGUGAGGCCCGCAAUGGAAUGUUGGUCAUUGAGGAAACCAUCUGGAAAGCCGUGCCAGAACACUACCGCCGAUUGGAUCGAUGUCUCAAACGAGUUGGAGUGGAAGGUUUGCCACUGGAUGCGUCAAUCCUAAAGGUGAGCAGUUGGAUGGGAGGUGAUCGUGAUGGCAAUCCCAAUGUCACCUGGCAAACCACCAAACAGGUGGUGACACUGCUGCGCUGGCGCAUCAUGGAGCUCUACUACCGCGAGGUGGAUGAGUUGCUCUACGAGCUCAGCAUGUCGGGUGGCAUCAGUCAGGAGAUGAUGGACGAAGUGGCAGCGGUCAGCAGCAUGUGGACCGCGCCGCAUCGCCCGGGCUCCAAGGUUUGUCGCCCCGACGAACGUAGCGGCGUGCACUGGAACUUCCACACGGGCGUGGCGGAGGACGAACCGUACCGGAGGCUUCUGAUGGCUGUACGUCGCCGCUGCUACCGGACCAAGGUGUCGAUGGAAGCACAGUACCUAGGAAAACCCAACGAUCCAGACUUUGAGAAGGAAGCCUUCAACAGGACGGAAGAGUUGGCUCGACCUUUCGAGAUUAUGUACGCUUCCUUGGUGGAAAACGGCGACGAGAUCAUGGCGAAUGGCAGGCUUCUGGAUCUCAUUCGACGCGUGCGAACCUUCGGUUUGUGCAUGGCAUGCCUUGAUGUGCGACAAGAAUCCGAUCGGCACGCAGAAGUCAUGGACACGUUGACUUCCUUCCUGGAUCUUGGGAAGUUCAGCAACUGGACUGAGAAGGAACGCUGUGAUUUUCUCAUCAAGGAGAUCCAAUCGAAACGUCCCUUGCUACCAGCGGAGAUGGAGAUGAGUGAGAUGGUGCGUGAGAUCCUAUCGACGUACCAGAUCAUUGCGACACUUCCCAGCGAAUCUCUGGGUGCCUACGUGAUUUCAAUGACUCGAACCACCUCGGAUAUCCUCACGGUGUGUUUGCUGCAGAAACUGGGAGGCGUGAAGAAGUUUAUGCGGGUGGCUCCAUUGUUUGAAACACGAGAGGACCUGAUCAACGCGCCAAAGGUGAUGGACGCUGUCCUCAGUGUCCCAUGGUACAGAAACCACAUCCAGGGGAAGCAGGAGGUGAUGUUGGGCUACUCCGACAGCGUGAAGGACGCUGGAAAGUUUGCAUCGACCUGGGAACUUCACCGUGCCAUGGAGAACCUACUGGAGGUGGGAAAAAAGCAUUGCGUGGACAUCACUUUCUUCCAUGGUCGUGGUGGAUCCAUUGGUCGUGGUGGUGGGCCACCACACCACAUCAUGUUGGCGCAGCCCGCAGGGUCCUUGCAAAACGGACACCUGAGGCUCACGGUUCAGGGCGAGAUGAUUGGCCGCAACUUCCCGAGCCCAGAGGUGGCCGAGCGCAGCUUGGAGCAGUACUCCACCGCUGUGUUGGAGCACACCUUGGCGCCGCCUCCGUUGCCGAAAGCGGAGUUCCGGGCGGCGAUGCAGGAGCUGGCAGACAUUUCGGCCAAACACUACCAAGACACGGUGUUCAAGAGUGAGGGCGACAUCUUUGUCCGUUUCUUCCAUACCUUCACCCCGACCUCUGAGCUUGGGCAGAUGAACAUAGGAAGCCGGCCAGCAAAGCGCCGCAACUAUGGUGGUAUCGACACCUUGCGCGCAAUUCCAUGGAUUUUCGCCUGGACCCAAACGCGGCUCCUGUUGCCCGUGUGGCUUGGAAAUGGGGUGGCCUUGCAGAAGUUUAUUGAUCAUGGGAAGCUUCCUUUGCUGCAGCAGAUGUACAAGGAGUGGCCAUUUUUUAGCUCCAUGUUGGACCUCAUCGAUGUGGAGUUGGGCAAAGCUUCCCCGGUGAUCACCGAACACUAUGAAAGUAAAACCGUGAGCGAUGACGAUUUGAAGAAGUUGGGAGCUACUCUGAGGGAUGGACUGCAACAGACCAUCACCAACAUUCUGAAGGUGAAAAGAAGCAGUGAGCUUCUUUCUAGCGAGCCGAAUUUGAAGACUGCCAUUGAUAUGCGCCGACCCUUCUUGGAUGCCACUCACGCCAUUCAAGCUGAAGUGCUCAGCAGACUGCGGCAUAGCCAGGGAGAAGUUCCCAAUGAGUUGCGAGAUGCGAUGAUCAUCAGCAUCCAGGGAAUUGCAGCGGGUAUGCAAAACACUGGUUGAAAAGUUGUGAAUUUCAGACCUCAGUUGUCUGAAUCUCCUAGUAGGGUCCAAUGCAAUUUCGUUUCAGGCUGGAGUUUUUUUU
Molecule: messenger RNA, 2816 nt
Organism: Cladocopium goreaui
Lineage: Eukaryota; Dinophyceae; Suessiales; Symbiodiniaceae
Source: the annotation of a GenBank genome assembly